AUGAUAACACGUGCCAGGGAUUAUUGGAACAACGUGAUGAGCUUGGAGGCAAAGAAGGAUUUUCUGAGUGUCAAGAUUGAAAAAUUCUGCCAUAAGAAUAAAUCGAUGGGGGUGAAGGCAAAAGUGGUGUUGGCAGAGGCUGUGGAGUACGCGAAGGAGACGAAGAGUUGGAAGUUUUCAACGUGUUGUUGUUGUGGCCAGAGGUUUUCAGAUGAAGAAUUGAAUUUAGAGCAUAUAAAAAGUGCCCAUUUAGGGACUUUGUCAGAGGAGUUACAGUCUGUUGUGCCGAAAACUGUACCAAUUUCGGAAAUUGAAAUCGGUGAUUGGAGUCCAGUGAACGUGGUUGCCGCUGCAAAAUUGAUUGAAGAUUUGUCAAGAAAUGACUCUGGAAAUAAAGGCCAAGAUGAAGGCAAGUCACAAGAUUUGAAGUUGGAGAACUUACCUCAUUGCAAUGAUACCAACCGCGGCAUGUUAAUCAAGAGCAUUUGGGUUCUUUUGCAAUUGUUUAUAGAGAUUGAGUGUUUUGCUCCGAGUCAUUUCUAUAUGCUGCUGGACUUGAUAUUGGAAAUGCUGAAGAACCAAAUCCCAGAAAUGCUGCUUAAUCAGCGUUGGAUGAAGACAACGCUGGUCUCAGUUUGGUUUCUUGAUGAACCGGAGCUUGAAAGUGUCCAAGAAUUCUUGAUAGAAGAACUCGGGAUUUCUUGUGGAUUACAAGGUCUCUACACCAGUUGCCAUAGGGACAAAGCUAGACGUGGUCUUACUAUUCCUCAUGAGAGUAUCGUCUUCAGAGACGAUGACUUGUCUCAUCUAAUUCCGCUGCUUGAUGAAACUAAUGAACUAGCUUCUAGAAGUGUUGAUGAUAUCAAGAGUGUUGGACAGGAAUAUAGAGAUAAUAUUGUUCAGUGGUUAUUCACUGGUGGUGAACCUAUUGGGGAGAAAUUGAAGGAGUGGGAAAAAUAUAGAGAAGCUAGCAAAAGUCUAGGAAUGGAACUUUUCAAGAUCAUUGAGUCUGAAUUUCACCGGCUGCAGAAUAUGUGUGAGACGAAAUGCAAGUAUUUGAGACACGAGAAGCUAUGGCUGGAUAUGGAGGGAAUAUGUAUGGAAGAAGAUAAGAGAAGAAAAGAGAUUUCUGGCAAUCAACAGAGUUUCAGGUCACUCUUGUUAAAGCGGCAAAAAGAUAUUGAGAAGGAGAAAAGUAUUGAUGAGAUGGGUAGCCUGGAGUUGGAUAUCAUAGAGAGUAUUUUGAAAAAAGCACAAGCUGACAAUGACAUAAAAAUGUUAUUCCAGAUGCACAUUGAUCAGAUGGGUGGGAAGGUAUGGUACCAAAUUUUAGAUGUUUCCAAACUCAGAUGA
Quercus lobata is the source of this 1353-nucleotide messenger RNA. RefSeq lists its product as uncharacterized. The record is from RefSeq and is a predicted model, not a curated record. The coding region runs from base 1 to 1353 and encodes 450 amino acids. NCBI's taxonomy places the organism in Eukaryota, Viridiplantae, Streptophyta, Magnoliopsida, Fagales, Fagaceae. The transcript has a single exon.